Molecule: messenger RNA, 1539 nt
Organism: Scleropages formosus (Asian bonytongue)
Lineage: Eukaryota; Metazoa; Chordata; Actinopteri; Osteoglossiformes; Osteoglossidae
Gene: aurka
Product: aurora kinase A
Exons: 9
Coding region: 109-1308 (399 amino acids)
Biological process (GO): protein phosphorylation
Molecular function (GO): ATP binding; protein kinase activity
Source: RefSeq, a predicted model, not a curated record
CCGGUUCCGUAGGCUUCGGGCAGAUGUCAUGUUAGCCAAUAUAUGAAACACUUAAGCAAGCGUUUGCUGUCGUAUUCCAUUGUAGUGUGAAAAGGAGAAAGUUGAGUAAUGGAUGCUGCGAGAACUAAGACUGUGAAGGACCCAAAAAUUCAAGGAGCACAGAUCGGAAAGCCUAGUAGUGAGGGACCCAGGAGAGUUCCUGUAUUGCAAAGCUCUCACAAGUCUGCAGCAACGCCUUCACAGCGUGUUCUUGGUGUGUCGAAUGGACCCCAGCGUGUACAGCGACCCCAGAGUCAGCAGAAACUGCCACCUAAUGCACCGAGUAGUAAGGCUACACAAGCUUGUGACAAGAAUGUGAAUCAACCAAAGAGUAAAGAAAGCUCUGCACCAGAGCCCACUAAGACUGUGGUUCCUGCCAAGCAUGAGAAAACAUCUGAAAAACCAGAUAAACCCAGCACUGAGGAAUCAAGUAAUAAGAAACGAUGGAGCCUGGACAAUUUUGACAUUGGUCGCCCCUUGGGAAAAGGCAAAUUUGGUAAUGUGUACUUGGCUAGGGAGCGUCAGUCUAAGUUCAUCUUAGCCCUGAAGGUACUCUUCAAAAAACAGUUGGAGAGUGCUGGUGUGGAGCACCAGCUCAGGAGAGAGGUGGAAAUACAGUCUCACCUUCGACACCCCAACAUCCUGCGUCUCUAUGGCUAUUUCCAUGACUCAUCUCGUGUUUACCUCAUCUUGGAGUUUGCUCCCAAGGGGGAGCUGUAUAGUGAACUGCAGCGAUGUGGUCACUUUGAUGAGCAAAGGAGUGCAACGUAUAUGAAAGAACUUGCAGAUGCUCUUCAGUAUUGUCACUCUAAAAAAGUGAUACACAGGGACAUAAAGCCAGAGAACAUUCUUCUUGGAGCCAAUGGAGAAAUAAAAAUUGCAGACUUUGGCUGGUCUGUGCACACCCCAUCUUCCAGGAGGUCAACAUUGUGUGGAACAUUAGAUUACCUACCGCCUGAAAUGAUUGAAGGUAGAACCCAUGAUGAGAAAGUAGAUCUUUGGAGUUUAGGAGUGCUCUGCUAUGAAUUCCUUACGGGAAAACCACCUUUUGAAACGCAAAGCCAUGAGGAAACCUAUCGCAAGAUAUCGAGGGUGGACUUUAGGUACCCUGAUCAUAUGAGCUCCGGGAGUCGAGAUUUGAUCAACAAACUACUGAAACACAACCCUUUGCACAGAUUACCCCUCCAUGCAGUGCUGGCACAUCCUUGGGUGGUGGAACAUUCUACAAAGCAGCCCACUGUGGCCAGUCUUACUGGCCCCAGCCAAUGAGAAAUGUAAUACUGCUGCUUAGUGUUCAGAGUUUUUCCUGCUACAAAGGGGAUCAUCUGCCAGUGAUAUCGUUCCAUAGCACAAGGGACAGUUGUGUUAAAGGUGGCCCAUGCAAUACUUGAUGGUAGGUUCUGUACCAAAAAAAGAGAAAUUUUGAUUAGCUGUUUUAAAGUUGGUGUCUUUAUGUAUUGCAGCUGAAACUUUUCUGUCAAGGAUGAGCAAUUUUAGUGC